AUGGAUACACAUACAUCAAGCACAGCCAAGGACCACAAUAGGGGAGCGACUGAGACAGACGAUGAAGCCACCAAGUCCAUCCGCAGAGGGAUCACUGCAGUCACCAAAAUCAAUCUCGACGCCCCAGGUGAUCUCAAGCCUCACAUCGAAGGCAAGCCCAAGGAAUACGACAGCGUUACAUCCAAGAUGUCGAUCGACUCAUCCCGGAAUGAAGAUGUUCCCGAACAUCCCAAACCCACUAGAUACCAUUACACAAUAUCACAAAGACGACAACUCCGGGAACUGUACAAGACACAUGGACGAAAAGGCUCGAAGGGUGCUAAGGCGAUAGCGCAAGAGCUUGGUGUGUCGCCUCAUCAAGUUAUGGAUUGGUUCAGGAGUGAGAGACGGCAACCUCAUUCGGAGGCGUGGUUUUGGGGUGCUUCGAUCAAGACGGGUGUAGCGAAGCGGCGUACGAAGCGCUCUCGAAAGAGGACUAAGGAAGUAGGAGCUAGCUAUGGUAGUUUAGAUGCCAAGAGUGCUUGA
This is a messenger RNA of Mollisia scopiformis, 525 nucleotides long. RefSeq lists its product as uncharacterized. The transcript has a single exon. The record is from RefSeq and is a predicted model, not a curated record. NCBI's taxonomy places the organism in Eukaryota, Fungi, Ascomycota, Leotiomycetes, Helotiales, Mollisiaceae. Gene Ontology annotation, molecular function: DNA binding. The coding region runs from base 1 to 525 and encodes 174 amino acids.